Vidua macroura (Pin-tailed whydah) is the source of this 791-nucleotide messenger RNA. RefSeq names its product alpha-1-acid glycoprotein-like. The record is from RefSeq and is a predicted model, not a curated record. The coding region runs from base 100 to 756 and encodes 218 amino acids. NCBI's taxonomy places the organism in Eukaryota, Metazoa, Chordata, Aves, Passeriformes, Viduidae. The transcript is spliced from 6 exons.
CACAUCCUGUCCCCUCCCAGCAGAGCUGCAGGAGCCAGCAGCGUCUGUCUGUCUGUCUGUCAGUGCAGGACCGUGCUCGCUCCGUGUGCUCGGACAGCCAUGGGCACGCCCGGGCUCUUGGUCAUCCUGGGGCUGGCGGCGCUGCUGCUGCCCACCGAUGCUGUGCCCUGCGGAGCCCAGCGCCCGGACAGCUCCACGGCCUCCAAGCUGCUGGGGACGUGGCUGUACGUGGCAGGGGCUGCCCAGUUCCCCCAGCACCGCGUGGAGAUGCUGCUCAUCGACCAUGCCUUCCUGCGCUUGGAGCCCGGUGCCAGCGGGCAGGAGCUGCUCAUCAGCCACUACGUGGCCGUGGGGGACCAAUGUUUUACCAACAACCUCACCUACCUGGAAGUCACUGCCGGUAACGCCACGCUGGUGAAGCACGCCAAGACCCAGCAAACUGAGGGGAUGCUGAUGAACAUGAGCUCUGAAAACCUUUUGCUCAUCCAGUACCAAAUGCAGAGGGAAAGGACGUAUUUGGGGCAGUAUCUCUACGCCCGGAGCCUGAGCAUAAGCACAGCUGACAAGGAGGAAUUUGAGCAGCACGCCGAGUGCCUGGGGCUGAGGGCAGAGCAGAUCGUGUACGCGCCAUGGAAAACGGAGGUGUGCCAAGUGAAAGAAGCCGAAGGCAGCAACAGCCCUCACCCAGAGCCUGUGGCUGCAGUCACAGCAUCACCUGCUCCAGGUACUCCCUGGCCUGGGAGUGCAGGGAACUGACCCCACACAGGGCAAUAAACGUUUCCUUCAAAUUA